Stegostoma tigrinum is the source of this 4425-nucleotide messenger RNA. Its product is annotated as B box and SPRY domain-containing protein. Bases 576 to 1877 code for a protein of 433 amino acids. The transcript has 6 exons. The record is from RefSeq and is a predicted model, not a curated record. Gene Ontology annotation, molecular function: protein binding. NCBI's taxonomy places the organism in Eukaryota, Metazoa, Chordata, Chondrichthyes, Orectolobiformes, Stegostomatidae.
CGGGUGCCAUUUUCCUAGGCCAGGCAUUUGAGAAAGAUGUUUCAGAUACCAAAGACAUUUCACGAGAUGGUUAAGUUACCACUGUAGCUGUUGUGGUGAUAUGAGGAGGCAGACCAGUGAAUGACAGGAUGUUUAUACUAUUCGUGGCUGUUUACAAACAACAUGGAAAACUUUACAUGCUGAACGGCGCUAUAGAAAUGCAAUUGCUUCAUGGUCUACCAAUACAUGCAGCGUUUCAGUUGACCGCGAAAUGUUCACGUACAAGACUGGCUCUCCUCUACCAGAGUAAAAGUUGACAUGCUUCCUUGCUUUAAGAGCAUGUGGCACAUAUCGCCCAUUAGUUUGUUGCCCUCUGUGUCUUGCAGUUUGCAAAUGUCGUUUCUAAGACAUUUUAAAAAAUUAAACGUUUUUUGACGAAUACAUUAAGAAGGUUGGGUUUGGUGAACACAGUUGCCUCUGCAUCUCCUGUAUUUCCUGCACUGCUACUUUUGCUGCUCUUCCUACACCCGCUGACCUUUGAAUGGAUCUGUAUUUCCGCAUUCACCUGGAACCGGCCGCCAGGCUCCUCGCUGUCCAUGUCCCAGAUGGAGAGCAGGGACUCUGAGCCCGCACAGCCGGCCCCAGCCUGCCCGAGCUGCUGCCGGGGGGAGGAAGGGGAGGCGAGCCGGUCCCCAUGCACCUGCCGGCGGCCUGACAACCAGCUCUCCACCUCCCCGGCGCCUGACUGCGGGGAGUGCCCUGUGCACCGCGGUCAGCCCGGCUGGUACUGCCUGACUGAGGGCAGGGUAGUGUGUGCUGGCUGUGCCAUCCCGGGACCCUGCAGUAACCACAUGGGAGCCAGCAUCGUGGAGGCGGCGGACCGCAUGCGGAAUAAACUGGUUGAUGAUUGUGAGAAAUUACAGCUGAGAUUAACUGCAGUGGAGAGAUUCACGGUUGGGACUCUGAACAUCAAAAACCGCAAUGUUAAGACUGAUGCCAGCAGUGCCAGGGAACUGGUCAUCCAGCGUCUCAACUUUAUACGUGAGAUGUGUGACAGUGAGGAGCAGAGACUGCUGGAGGUCAUCCAUGAUGAGGAAGAGCGAGUCCAGCAGAGCAUCUUGACCCAAAAUACAUAUUGGAUGGAGUCCCAGCAAAAACUAGCUGACCUUAAAAACUACCUGGUAGAUAUACUGACAAAGAUGGACGAUACCGUCCUGGUGAAACACCAGAAAGAAAUAUUCGAAAGGGCAGAGGAAGCAGAGGGAAUUCUUGAGCCUGAAGACUCUAAUAAGCUGAACUUCAACCUUGCCUGCGCUCACAGUCAUCUCCUCAGUAACCUGUGGGCAUCUGCAACAAUGAUUUGUAUUCCAGUUGCCGAAGACUUGCACAUUGAUGAGAAAACGUUGCACUCAUCCCUGACGCUGUCUGAGAAUAAAAAGGGACUGACCUUUGUCCGGAAGAAAAUCCAUUCAUAUUCAGACUGUCCUGAGCGCUUUGAACACUGGCCAAACGCCCUGGGCCUGGAGUCUUUCCGGACCGGUCUUCACACCUGGAGAGUGGACGUGGGGAAUAGCUGCGCCUACAAAGUGGGCCUGGCUUACAGCUGCCUUCCACGCAAGGGGACUGGCCACGAGUCCCGGCUCGGAUAUAACUCAUCCUCCUGGGUCUUCUCCCGCUACAAUGAAGAGUACACGGUCGCCCAUGAUGGCCAGCAGAAGACCCUGGAUCUGCUGAGGCGCCCAAAGUUGAUUGGUGUGCUGGUGGACUACGAUGGAGGUGAAAUCCUAUUCUAUGAUGCUGACGCCUGUGCUAUAAUCCAUAGCUACCGAACAAAACUCACAUCUCCUGUGCAUGCUGCCUUUGCAGUGGCAGACAACAGUAUCACAAUAGUCCAAUAGUGGGCUUGUUGGGAACGCUGGAAAUCUCCAGGUCUGCACCUAGCAUUUUCCUCCAGUUCUCUCAUUCCUUGCUGGGGAGAUGGUGAUAGUUACUUGACUAGUAAUGUAAAACCUAGGUUAAUGGUGUGGGUCAUAGGUUCAAAGCCACCAUGGCAGGUGGUGAUAUUGCAAUUAAUUCAAUAACUGUGAAUUAAGAGAAAGGUCUAAACUGAAAUAGGGAACUGCCAAUAGUUGUAAAAAACGAUCUGGUUCAUUAAUAUCAUUUAAGGAGGCAAAUCUACCACCCUCACCUUCAUAUUCCAUUCAAAACUGCGCAGAGGUCCCAGUCUAAUUGAAAAUACAGCACAGAAACAGACAUUUGGCCCAACUCAUCCAAUCCAAUCAGAUUUCCUAAACUGACCCAGACCCAUUUUCCUGCACUUCACCCAUAUCCCUCUAAACCCCUCCUAUUCACAUACCGACCCAAAUAUCUUUAAAUGCUGUAACUGUACUCACUUCUACCACUUCCUCUGGUAGCUCGUUCCAUAUAUGCAACAUCCUCUGUGUGUAAAAGUUGACCCUCAGGUCACUUUUAAACUUUUCCUCUCUCACUUAAACUUGUGCCCUUUAGUUUUGGACUCUCCUUCCUGAGGGAAAAGACAUUUGCUAUUCGCCUGAUCAAUGCCCCACAGAUUUUAUAAACCCCUAUUCUGCGGACACCGGAGAUUUGAAAAUGCUGCUCGUAUUCAGUGAGUCAGGCAAACCUAAUGUUUCAGGUCAGUGACCUUGAUGACCUCUCCUCUGCCUGACCUGUUGAGUAUUGUCAGCACUUUCUGAUUUUACCCCAGCCUGAUUGUUUGAGAACUGAACACAAAGACUUGCUCAGCUGCUUUGCAACACAGAGAUGUUUUUGUUCUGUUUGGUUAGCGCACAUUACCCUUUGCUAUAGAGUCAGACAGCACAGAAAUGGACUAUCUGUUCCAGCUCAUCCAUGCCAACUGGACAUCCCAUUCUGACCUACUCCAAUUUGCUAGCAUUUGGCCAUAUCCCUUUAAAUGCUUCGUAUUCACGUACUAUUCUGAUGCCUUUUAAAUGUUGUAAUUGUACCAGCCUCCACCACUUCCUGUGGCAGCUCAUUCCAUACACGCACCAACUCUGUGUGAAAAAUGUACUCCUCAGGUCCCUUUCAAAUCUUUCCCCUCUCACCUUAAACCUCUGGUUUUGAACUCCCCUACCCCAGGGAAAAGACUUUUGCUAUUCACCUGAUCAAUGGCCUUCAGAUUUUAUAAACCUCUACAGGGUCAUCCUUCAGACUCCAACGUUUUAGGGAAGAAAACCCCAGUCUAAUCAGCCUCUCCCUAUUGGUCAAACCCUGCAGCCCCAGCAACAUCUGGCCUUACUUGGAUUUAAAAAGGAAAAAAAUUACUACCAGGUUUCUCCUUUCUAGUUUUCUGCUCUGCAUUGUUUUUUGCUGCUGUCGAUUGUAAUACAGUUCACUGUCCAGGAUGUGGCCAAUACUGUUGUAGCCAGCUUACAUUUUCCAUGAGUUGGCAGCACUCCUUGAACACUGUUAUUAGUUUGGUACAGCAGAGGACAGUUCAGAGUGAAGCACAUUGCUGUCACCCUGGAGUUACAUGUAGACCAGACGAGGUAAGAAUGGCAGAUCUCCUCCCUGAAGGCACAUAUGUGAAACAGUUGUGUUUUAAUGAAAAUUCAAAAUCUCACUGUCAUUACUACUAGUAUCAGCUUUUCAUUCCCAGAUUUAAAUAAAAUGAAAUCAAAUUCCCAAACUGCUGUGUGGAAUCUGAACUCUUGUUCUCUGGCUUCUUAGUCUAGUAGCAUAACCACUGCGUUAUGUUAUAUCAUGGUAGAGUGGUUAUUUCAGUGUCAGUGGAGGGUGCUUACUGGACAGGGACAAUGGACAAGAACCAGGGUUGAUUUCCCCUUAACUGACCCUGAUCAUACCCUAUUUGUAAUUCUGGUCUAUUCAACAUGCUUGAUUUUAAUUGCUGUGCCUUCAGUUACCAAGGCAUCAAGCUCUGGAAUUCCCUUCCUAUAUCCUUCUGCCAUCAAGAAGCUCCAACAGAUUUAUUGUCUGGCUAAACUUUUGGUGAUCUGACCUCAUGCCUCUUUGUGUAGCUCUGUGUCAUACUGUGUUUUGUAACACUGUGUCUCGGGAAUGUUUAUUAUAUUCAAGGUGCUGCAAGUUUUCAUUGUUGUUACUGUUACCUUGGUGACUUAACUUCAACCGAGGAUAUAAGCUACUUUAUGGAGCAGUCACAAAGUGUAUAGUGCUGACAAUUGUAAAAUGGGAACUGCAAAAUUCAAACUCUGUUUUUUUGUGUCUGCUAGCCCAGUGUUUCUUGGGGAAUAUCAAGAUUUCCAGAGUCUACUAGAUCCAGAUUUGUCUGAGUGAUACUGGAUAGUAGAGGCUGGAGAGCUAAAUGACCAAAUUCUCCUGCUUUUAAUAUUCAUACUGGAACAAUGUUCCCUGGUUAGAGGGGGUUGCAAUGUGAGACCUGAGAAUACUAAAUUAGCCACUAUUCUGUUUUUCUCUCUCUCUCUCUCU